Molecule: messenger RNA, 1327 nt
Organism: Papaver somniferum (opium poppy)
Lineage: Eukaryota; Viridiplantae; Streptophyta; Magnoliopsida; Ranunculales; Papaveraceae
Product: pathogenesis-related genes transcriptional activator PTI5-like
Exons: 1
Coding region: 440-1069 (209 amino acids)
Biological process (GO): regulation of DNA-templated transcription; ethylene-activated signaling pathway
Molecular function (GO): DNA-binding transcription factor activity; DNA binding
Source: RefSeq, a predicted model, not a curated record
UGACAAAAGAAAACGGCGUUAACAAUAGCAAAGGGAGGUGUUUACACUCCUCAUCAUCACUAUAUAUAAAUUCUUUCUGAAUCUGGAAUUUGUGAUUCAUUUACAAAUGGAGAUGGCACUAUAAAGGUUAAGAUUUCAUCUACUUGAGGAAACCCAAAAAACUGUACAACCGUCUGGUCCAACAAUCGUUUAUUCACCGUCUGGUUCUUCCUUAACAGAUUGUAAUUCACCUGAUUCAUCAUCAUUACUUUGUAAUAAUCAUCUGUCAUCUGUACUUAAGCGUAAAAGAACGAACGGUCCAGAAUCAUCGUCAGAAGAAGAUAAUACCACCACCACCACCACGAAUGAUGAUGCUGUCGAAGAAGAGAAAUUUGUAAAGAGCGCAUUAGCUUUAGAUUUGGUUGAAGAGGAACCUGAAGUGGUAAGUGAUAGUAAAACCAUGAAGAACAAGAAAAGCAAGAAUGAUCUUUCACCACUAGAUAUACCUGCCCCCUCAAAACAUCAAACAACAAAUCAGAAUCAGGUAACGGCGUUAGAUUAUUCAGUGAUUCCCGUUAGGUUUAACGGCAGUUACGACCCUUGUUUUUCGGGCAAUUGGGGGAAAUUACCGUUAGAUGAGAAUGAUUCAGAGGAUAUGGUAUUGUUUGGAGUUUUGAAAGAAGCUACGCUGAGGUGUUGGCAACCGAUUACGCCAACGGCUCCAUCCAUCUUCCGUGUAGCUCCGGCUUCGGCUACAGAGCGGCUGAAGAAGCUGAAAUCAGAGCCAGAACAGUUGAUCCAAACUGAGAAUUCGGCGACAGCUAAGAGGAAAGAAACCGGACCUCGUUACAGAGGUGUUAGGGAAAGACCAUGGGGAAAAUUCGCAGCUGAGAUUCGUGACUCAGCACGCCAUGGAGCUAGAGUUUGGCUUGGAACAUUUGCAACAGCUGAGGAAGCUGCAUUGGCAUAUGACCGAGCAGCAUACAAAAUGCGUGGAGCUAAAACUUUGUUAAACUUCACUCUUGAUGUAGUUAAAGAUGACGGUGGUUUAAACACGAUUCGUUCCUGCCGAGACAGUGCUAGCUCAUAAGUUAUUCGACUUGGUUACCGCGACUCGCUCGACCUGGAAUGGUAUGAGGACAAAUUGAUGAUCUGGAGUAGGCCCCGCUAAUGCCUUUUCAGGUGUUGCCACUUGGAAGAUGAUACUAGUCAUAUUAUUUUGAGUGUGGUUGUUAUUAGCUCAUUAUAAUAACAGGUUUAGGCUGCGUAUGAUAUUUUGGCUUUAUUGGUAUGUUUGCUUGUAAAGCAUUUGGGAUUUGGAAUGUUGCUAUGACUUAGCAUUGCGCCA